Molecule: messenger RNA, 765 nt
Organism: Endocarpon pusillum Z07020
Lineage: Eukaryota; Fungi; Ascomycota; Eurotiomycetes; Verrucariales; Verrucariaceae
Exons: 2
Coding region: 1-765 (254 amino acids)
Biological process (GO): sterol metabolic process
Cellular component (GO): endoplasmic reticulum; membrane
Molecular function (GO): cholestenol delta-isomerase activity
Source: RefSeq, a predicted model, not a curated record
AUGCCGCCGUCAUCCUUCACUCUUGACCCUGGCACAGUUUUCUCCCUUGCAGUCGCCUUCUCGCUUAUGCCAGCAGCUCAAUUAUUGGCCUCCAUAGUUCUACCGAAGAACGUCCCUACCAAAUACAAGUACCUCUUUAUCUGGCACGCUUACGAUUUCCUUACGCACUUUAUUGUCGAAGGUUCUUAUCUCUACCAUUGUUUCUUCUCGUACGUCGAUUUACCUCCUGCAACGACCGACUACCCUCAUCCUGCUUCAUUAAAUCCUGAGGGUAUCUAUUUUCUUGGACAAAAGAGCCGGCGGUAUGGAGCACUUUACUCGUCUGCGCCAAUGGCAAGGCUCUGGCAAGAAUAUGCGAAGGCUGAUCAUCGAUGGGGAGGUGCGGAUCUUACUGUCAUCAGUCUUGAAAUAUUGACCGUCGGAUUGGCUGGUCCAUGCGCAACUUAUAUUGCCUUUCUGAUUUCACAGAUCGUACCGAAGCCUGCUGGGAGAGAAAGAGCGAAGCUUCAGGCGAAAAUGUGGUUCCUUGCGACCACUCUUGCUACUGCUGAGCUCUAUGGAGGAUUCAUGACAUUCUGCCCGGAAUGGCUGUCCGGAAAUACCCAGUUAGCAGGCGAUGACCCGGUGUACCUGUGGCUAUACUUGGUUUUCUUCAACGUCCUCUGGGUGUUCAUACCAGCCUGGGUACUGUGGGAAGCAUGGAAAGAAGUUUCCGGAACCUUUGAACGCGCCGGACAGAUGACCGACCGGGAAAAAGGGAAAUAA